This is a messenger RNA of Uranotaenia lowii, 1070 nucleotides long. RefSeq names its product cytoplasmic phosphatidylinositol transfer protein 1 (gene rdgBbeta). The record is from RefSeq and is a predicted model, not a curated record. The transcript is spliced from 7 exons. NCBI's taxonomy places the organism in Eukaryota, Metazoa, Arthropoda, Insecta, Diptera, Culicidae. Bases 139 to 933 code for a protein of 264 amino acids. Gene Ontology annotation, biological process: phospholipid transport. Gene Ontology annotation, cellular component: cytoplasm. Gene Ontology annotation, molecular function: phosphatidylinositol transfer activity; phosphatidylinositol binding.
CAUCGUGAAUCAAGAUAGGUAGAUCAUCUAGCUAUCCUGAUCGUGAAUCGACCCAUACAAAUAAAAAAAAGUAAGCGAGAUGUUAUUUAUAAUCAUCCCUUAAUCACAGUUCUACAAAGUCGCAUACAUUUUGUUGUAAUGCUUACUAAAGAGUAUCGUAUUUGCAUGCCGUUGACGGUCGAGGAGUAUAAAAUUGGCCAGCUAUACAUGAUUGCACGUCAUAGUCUUGAGCAAUCGGAUGCCGGCAACGGAGUUGAAGUGAUAGAAAACAAGGAGUGCCAUGACCCAGAGCAUGGCAAGGGCCAAUACACAGAGAAAAGGAUACAUUUGUCCAGCCGUUUACCUUACUGGGUCCAAGCUUUUUGCCCUCGAGUGUUUUACGUUGUGGAAAGGGGAUGGAACUAUUAUCCAUUCACAAUAACAGAAUAUACGUGUUCUUUCAUACCAAAGCUACAUAUAACUAUUUUAACCAAAUUCGAAGACAAUGCUGGAACAUCAGAAAAUUGUCUCAAUAUACCAGAAGAUAAGUUACCGGAAAGGACCAUAGAUUUUGUUGAUAUUGCUUUUGAUGAAAUAACCGCCAAACAUUAUAAAAAGGAAGAGGAUCCUAAAUUUUUCAAAUCAUCUGUUACUGGAAGAGGACCGCUGGUUGAAGGUUGGAGACAAACAGAUCAGCCCAUCAUGUGUUCAUAUAAACUGGUACAAGUUUCCUUUGAAGUUUGGGGUUUCCAAACUAAAGUGGAGGAUUUCAUACAAAGAUGUAUAAGAGACGUUCUCCUGCUUGGACACAGACAAGCGUUCACUUGGAUAGACGAAUGGCAUGGGAUGUCUAUUGAAGAUGUACGAGAAUACGAACGUAAAAAGCAGGAAGAAGCUAAUGAAAAGGUAUUAAUAUCGCGAGAAGACGUCGAAGAUCCAGCAACUGUAGAUUAAAUUACUAGUUGCAAAAUUGGACGAUUGACUAUGUGGAUAUAAAACAUCAUGAAUAUUUGACAUCUGGUAUGUCUUUAUCGCACAUAGCAAAUUGAUAGUAUAGGUCAAAUAAAAAGAACACAAAUUAGCCUCAUAAA